AUGUAUGAACAUAUGAGCAGCUCCAUAGCCUCUGGAGACACGUGUCCAUGUUUGCUAUACUCCGAGGACGUACUGGCUCCACCUCUGCCGCAUGAUCAUCCUCAUCACUUCCUACCUCCUCCGGCUCUAUUGAUGAGCCACCACUCGCUGUUUGCGGCUGAGACAGUUUCAGGGUUUGGUUAUUUUGAUUAUGGUAUGAACAGUGGCGGUGGAAGCAGCAGCUGUGACUCGCCGAGCUCGAUGGGGAGCGGCGGAGAGAGUCUUGUUAUGCAAAGGAGUGUGAGUAGCCAUAAUGGUUUUUCUGGUAAUUUACCCAUGACGGCCCAUGAUUUCGUUAACGAUCAUGAUGGGCCAGUGAGACGGGCCCAUAGCGCCGGAGAUCUACCCAGGAGUAGCAGAAGAGAGAGCAGUGCGGUGUUGAGUGAGAGCAAUGCAAUAAUAGAAGGAAUGAGCAAAGCUUAUAAGUAUAGUCCAGAGGAGAAGAAAGAGAAGAUCGAGAAAUAUCGCAGCAAACGAAACCUUAGGAAUUUUAACAAGAGGAUUAAGUAUGAAUGCAGGAAGACAUUAGCGGACAGUAGGCCAAGAAUAAGGGGGAGAUUUGCAAGGAAUGAUGAGAUUUCACAACAAGAACAAGUUGAUGUUAUUGAAGCCGUGGUUGGAGAUGUUGACACAUGGACAUCUUUUCUUGAUUCUUUCUCUGCGAAUCACUUCCUUAAUUACUGAUUAGUCUCUUAUAAUUAUAUUUAUGUUUUUAUUUUCUUAUUAAUGUUUAUAUGGCACUUUCAUUUGUUUUGGUUUGAAAGAUUUAUCCGUGUUGCCUAAACUCAUGUAGGUUUUGUGUGUUUUCU
Eruca vesicaria subsp. sativa (arugula) is the source of this 848-nucleotide messenger RNA. The record is from the annotation of a GenBank genome assembly. NCBI's taxonomy places the organism in Eukaryota, Viridiplantae, Streptophyta, Magnoliopsida, Brassicales, Brassicaceae.